AUGACCGUGACAAACAUUUUAAUCAUACUUAAUCUUGGAUGUGAAAUGCUGUAUGUGAUCGAUCAGCGUCUGAAAGCACAAUCCAUACCGUUGGAUAAAUCUGCACAAGUGCUACGGGAAAUUACCGAGGUUCUUUUAGACCCUAAAUUUCUGCAUUAUAUAGCCACAGCAUACCAACAAAGCAUGCUGACGGUUCAACAGUGUCGCGUGCUGCUCACCGAUAUUGCAUGCUGCUCACUGAUGCGAUUAGAUAUCAGCUCCAUGGACAAGCUAUGGGACUUGAUGGUUAUGAUAUUCAAAUGGCAAAUGUUUAUCACCAACAAGAACGCUCAAAUGUUGUUGGAUCUCACGUUUCGUCAUUUAGAUGGAAUAGGACGUUUGAUUCCCGAAAUGCGUAAGCAAAUACUGAUUGACAACGUGAAGAAAUCGCUCCUAGAGCUGUGGGAACCGUUGUGCGACGACGAGCAUACUAUCGUUCAUCGGAAAGUUUACAAAUGGCUGAAGCCAUACAAUACCAAAAUAUCCAUUCUCAUACGGAUGGGAUUGCAGAAAUCUAACGGAGAGUUUGAGCCUGAUCCAAAAAACAAUAUAUUUUAUAAUUAUUACAUCAACAACAUUGGGGAAAACAUAUACUCCAGAACGGCGAAUCUGGCUGCAUUGAAGGCACACAGUGAAACUGCUGGGAACGCAAGCAGUUCUAACUCGGAUAUGAUAACAGCAGGACACGAAAUCGAUACGCUUGUGCAGCAAUUGAACAUUCAACAUGAGCCAAUGGACGAGGUAACGGGUAAGGAAACUAAAAACCCGCAACCAGUACCUCACACGAGCUCGGUACACGGUGGGUUGAACGAGAUAGUGAUUGCAGAAGAUGUCAAUCAAGCUAAAACUAGCAAUCAUACAUCGGUCAAUACUAAUGGAAAAGAAACAGAUCUUUCGCGCGAAACUACAUCGGGCGAACUUUGCUCAACCGUCAAUCCAAAGGAAAGCAAUCUAGAGAAGUUAAUGAAAAAAAUAAAGCUUGAAAAAGAAGACUUUGUUGUACCCGAAAGCGUAUCAAUAGAUGCAAAUGAAGAGUUGGUGAAAAUGUUUGAUGAAAAUUUGCAACUGUGA
This is a messenger RNA of Anopheles maculipalpis, 1110 nucleotides long. RefSeq lists its product as uncharacterized. Lineage: Eukaryota; Metazoa; Arthropoda; Insecta; Diptera; Culicidae. Bases 1 to 1110 code for a protein of 369 amino acids. Gene Ontology annotation, biological process: transport. The transcript is spliced from 2 exons. Gene Ontology annotation, cellular component: plasma membrane; cytoplasm. The record is from RefSeq and is a predicted model, not a curated record.